This is a messenger RNA of Chiloscyllium plagiosum (whitespotted bambooshark), 1823 nucleotides long. Its product is annotated as homeobox protein Hox-A2-like. Gene Ontology annotation, molecular function: DNA-binding transcription factor activity, RNA polymerase II-specific; RNA polymerase II cis-regulatory region sequence-specific DNA binding. Lineage: Eukaryota; Metazoa; Chordata; Chondrichthyes; Orectolobiformes; Hemiscylliidae. Gene Ontology annotation, biological process: regulation of transcription by RNA polymerase II. The record is from RefSeq and is a predicted model, not a curated record. Gene Ontology annotation, cellular component: nucleus.
CUUAUGAAGGCGUCAACACUAUUAUGUAGAAAACCGUGUUCCGAAGUGCCCCAUGUCAGGUGCCUGCGACAGGGAGCCUAGUCCCAGACAUUAGUUGCUGUCUCUCUCCACAGCAGCAGCCCGCAACCCCGACACAUGCGGCGCCAUUUUGUUUGACAAAUAAAGCUGGGGCGCUGAAAGCCUUCUGGCAACAAACAAAGAUAUCUCCAAGCCGUCGAAAGUAAUGUCAUUAUUUGAAAUAAGGAAGUGGGCCUGAAGGUAUCUGAAAACCUCAACAGCUUGACGAAGACCACAAUCUAAGGUUUUGUUGACGGUUUUAGAGCUUGAAGUCAGCGUACCACUUAUAAUUUCUCCUCAGUGUAAACUCCUGAUUUACUAAAAAUUCCUGACCAUAAGCAAAUGCUAAAUAUGAACGUAGAAUUGUUCGAAUGCCCCGCACACAGCUCCUUUGAUUGUUGCUAUUUUAAAGAUGCCUAUUAUGAACGCCAACGCCGCAAAGUGGAACAGAACCUUGUUUUGUUAGUACACCACCCACUCGUCAAGGAAUGCAAAAUGUUGUCUUUCCAAUCAGACAGAAGGAGAAAAAGUCUAACGCAUCAAUUUUAUAAAUGAACGAGUUUGAGAGAGAGGUUGGUUUUAUCAAUAGUGAACCAUCGCUUGCCGAGUGCCUGACAUCCUUUCCUCCUGUUGGCGAGACAUUUCAAAGUUCAUCAAUCAAGAACUCGACGCUUUCACAUUCGACACUGAUUCCUCCUCCUUUUGAGCAGAGCUUCAGAAGCUUGGACCAUGGUAACACAAACCAAAAUGAGAAAACGCACACUUCAAAAAGCAUUGGUCGGGCCACGUUAAGGGACAAACCUCUGGAAUAUCCGUGGAUGAGAGAAAAGAAAAGCCACAAGAAAAAAACUGUCCAAGCAACGGGAUCAUUCUCAUCUUGUUCUUCUAAUGAAGAAAACGAAGAGGUUAAUGAGCCGGACAAUGGGAGCCCUUUUGACAGCUCCAGGAGACUACGAACCACUUACACAAACACUCAGUUGUUGGAGCUGGAAAAGGAGUUUCAUUAUAAUCGCUACCUUUGCAGACCACGGAGGGUAGAAAUCGCAGCUCUUCUCGAUCUAACAGAAAGGCAAGUCAAAGUCUGGUUUCAGAACAGACGCAUGAAACACAAGAGACAAACUCGAUUCAAACAAAGCCAAAACGCCGAUUCAAAACGCCAUUUUGCUAACAGUGUUAAUCAGAAUGGGUUUUCCACAAGAGGCUUUGCUGAGACACCUGUAAAUAAAACUUUGAAUUCUUUAGAGAGCGACAAAAAUGCUGAGCAAGAUAUUAGCGAUUCUGCUCAUCAAGAUACAUUAAGUGAUAUCAGCAGUGACCUGCUCACUGUUAUUGGCACUUCUCUGAUCUGCACCGAGGAAACCCAUUGUCAUUAUUUCCCCCAGAGCUCAGAUGAAACUGACUCCCUGCUACCUAUGCUGAAAAACUGCUCGGCUGGAACAAGUCCUAGCAGUCCUGAGAGUUUCAGCAUCCCAUCUCUGGAGGAUUUAGAUAAAAUUACAAUCGAACCAAAUCUAAAUCUGAUAGACGAAUUACCUCAACUAUCUUUGUUGGAAAACGAGGACACACUAGUUAUUCCAUCCAACGUGUUUGACUUUAUAAGUGACAAUUUUAACUCCACCGAUUUUCAGCAAUUGCAGUUUUAGAUCGACAUCCAAUUCACGCGCACAUAAACACUGUUGAUAUUCUUUAACAGUGAUAAUUCCAAGAACUAUAUUACUAAAUGGAAAGUCAUAGCAUUUGUUACAUGCCUACUGAUCCUAGACUUU